AUGUACUCCGUCCCCAGACGUACGAGGACCGCGGAGUCAGGAGCCUGUUCGAACUGUGUCAAGUCGCGCCAGCGGUGCUACAUUGGGGUCAGCGGGGGCCCGUGUUCGUCCUGUCGGCGCGCAAAACUCGACUGCGACGCGCAUGGAAGCAAACCUCCGCGUGCUCGUAGUGUGAAUGCUGGCCGACCCUCCGCCCUUACAUAUUGCCCUGGUACGGGUACGCCAGAGGAGAUAUUCGCCUCGCAGCUCCGAGAGUCUGAGCGAGAAUACUGUCUGAAGAAUGGCAUGGCCGGCAACCCGGCCGUUUUAUCCACCAUCCCUCUUGACUACCACAUCUCCAUUAUCAACCAGCUGCUCGGCAUCGGCGCUCCGCCGGCUGUCCACUUGCCCAACUAUCUGGCCAGCCUUCCGGACCGACUGCAUCGAGAUGAUAUCGAGUAUCUGCGACGCGGUGGGGCGUUCGAUCUACCCAGCGACAGACUCCGCAAUGAACUACUAACAAGCUAUCUGCUCUGGGUACAUCCCCACAUGCCUAUCGUGGCGCUGCACGGGGUUCUAUCAGCUAUCGCGGACGCCAACAGCUCCUACCAGAUUAGUCUGCUCUUAUUCCACGCAGUGAUGUUUGCCGCAUCGGCCUUCGUUGACGUAUCCCAUAUCCGUGCGGAGGGAUUCCCAUCCCGCAGUGCGCUUCGGGAGAGCCUCUUUCGCAAAGUCAAGGUGCUCCUGGAUCUUGAGUGCGAAGAUGACCGGCUCGCCGUCGCUCGAUCGCUCCUGUUGAUCGUAUCCUGGCCGGAGCCGCACCGCGACCAGAAAGAGCUUACCCACUGGCUGGGCAUGUGUAUCUCCCUGGUCAAAUCCGCCGGCCUACAUCAGAUGUCCACCGCAUCGAAACAUAAUUCGCGCCAGCAGCGACUGUGGAAACGGGCGUGGUGGUCGAUCCACAACCACGUACGGCUGUCAUCGAGCAGUCUGCUGCCAUUAUUAACGACUCAGAAUGCUUCGGCCAAUUUCAGUAUACCCCAACCCUGCAUGGAGGACUUCGAGUUCGGCGCCAUAUCGCCCAGCGUGCAGGCCUUGGUCGGCCACUACGACUUCCUCCGCGAUAUCCAGUACCAGCAGUUCCACGCGAGGGCGUUCAUCGAGAGGACAGCACUUUGCCAGCUAGAGCAGGUCUCCGGGCUGCUAGAGGGUACCUCCGCCCCACCACGCCGAGCAGACGUAUCCGACGACGCAGCGGCCUCCCAAGCAUCUUUCCUCGCAGACGGGGAGUUUGCCUGCAAACUACGCAGUUGGCACACGCAGCUACCCCCCGCCCUUCAUUACCGAUCCCCCUCAUCAUCGAGUCCCACGGACCUGGAGAGAUUCAUCCUCGUCCAUCGCGCAUGGCUUCUCUUGCUGUAUCUAGCCUCUGCGUAUGUGGUGUGCAGUCGCAAGAAAAGAGCCAGCAGUAGCCCAGGAAACGAGCACAUCCUCGACAGAAUCGGUUUGGUUUUUGAGGAUCUGGAUAAGUUCAACCUUACCGGUCUCCUUCCUGCGGCCAGUAUCGCCAUUCUCCUUCCCGUGCUGGAGUUCCAUCUCCACGCUGUCCGGUCAGCGCCCCAUCAAUCGAAUCCAUCCAGCCAACAAAAGCUCCAUCGAUAUUUGACCAUGCUACACCAAUUUAGAGAAAACUCGGCCCUUGCUGAGCAGAUGAUAGGAAAGAUAAGCGAAGCUACGUCCAGUAGGUCGGCUCCGGACGCUGUCGGGACGGAAAGUAUGGAGAGAAACGCGGUCUCAGGGUCGCAGUGCGAUAUCGCGCCAUCGGGCUUUGGUUUCGGCGAGAACGAUGAUUUCUACACUUUCCUGGAAGCGGGCUUGUCCUUUGCGAGGGUGUUUCCAUCUGUGGAUGGGCUUGAUCCCGAGCUUAAUAGCGAUCUGUAUGUGAGGCAGUGA
Aspergillus clavatus NRRL 1 is the source of this 1932-nucleotide messenger RNA. Its product is annotated as transcription factor domain-containing protein. The transcript is spliced from 4 exons. The coding region runs from base 1 to 1932 and encodes 643 amino acids. Gene Ontology annotation, biological process: regulation of DNA-templated transcription; DNA-templated transcription. The record is from RefSeq and is a predicted model, not a curated record. Lineage: Eukaryota; Fungi; Ascomycota; Eurotiomycetes; Eurotiales; Aspergillaceae. Gene Ontology annotation, molecular function: DNA-binding transcription factor activity, RNA polymerase II-specific; zinc ion binding; DNA binding.